GGGGAGGCAGAGGGCAGGGCCCCAUCCCUGGAGCAGAGCUCAUGGCCUCCCAGACGGACAAGUCCCUGCUGUCGGCAGAGCUGGAGGAGGAAGACGAUGAGGAGUUCAGACAGCUGCUGCUCCAGGCCACCCAGAAGAUCCAGAGCGCAAUGCCUUCGGUGCGUGACUCGAAGCCGAUCCAGCCUCAGCCUGGCUUCUGCAUUAAGACCCACGCGGGCUCCCAGGAGAAGGUGUUUGUGAACAUCUGCCGUUCGCUGCACAUCCCGGCGCCCCCCGACCUCAGCCGCCAGGAGCUGGAGUGUCUCGUUGAGUCGGAUAGCGCCUCAUCCUUCCGCAUCCCCAUGAGCCUGGGGGAGCCCCACGCUGAGCUGGACAACAGCGGGAACGGCUGCACCGCGUACGACGUGGUCAUCAACUCCGGCUUCUUCAGCAAAGUGGAGGCAGACCCCUUCUUCAAAGAGUUCUUCAUCACCAUCGCCCUGGAGGGGCUGGCAGACAAAUACAAGAUGGACAUCAAUCACCCAGCGUGGCGAAUCCUGAAAAACCGGAAGUUCAUGGGCUCCAUUUCGGGACAGACCAUCCGCACCAAGUCCAGCCCCAUCAUACAGGAGAUGGACUUCAGCUCCCCUGUGCUCCCCAAAUUCACCAUCCUGGCAGAGCCGGCGGGAGGGCCCCCCGAAUUCCUGCUGGCUGAGAUCCACCUGCCCAGAGUGGGCUCGGCACGGGAGCUCUCCCUGGAGCUGGGGCAGGACCGGAUCGUGUUGCGGGGGGGCCCAGACCCCUACGUCCUCGACUUCUACAUCCCCCACGACAUCGUCCCAGAGCGCAGCCACGCCCGCUUCCACCGGCGCACCGCGGUGCUGACUGUGAAGAUGCCCAUCCAGCCCCAGCUGGGGCCCCCCUGAGCAGACCACCCCUCUGCCCUUAGGAGAGACUCCAGGAUCCAGAGUGGGGGGGCCUCCACCAGACCAAGGGGGAGCCGGCAUGUGGGGGGUUGGGUCUGUGAUGCCCAGCAGCAAUGGGUGGAU
This is a messenger RNA of Chelonoidis abingdonii (Abingdon island giant tortoise), 1028 nucleotides long. Lineage: Eukaryota; Metazoa; Chordata; Testudines; Testudinidae. The record is from RefSeq and is a predicted model, not a curated record.